Lycium barbarum (goji berry) is the source of this 721-nucleotide messenger RNA. RefSeq names its product basic blue protein-like. The transcript is spliced from 2 exons. Gene Ontology annotation, cellular component: plasma membrane. The coding region runs from base 89 to 451 and encodes 120 amino acids. Lineage: Eukaryota; Viridiplantae; Streptophyta; Magnoliopsida; Solanales; Solanaceae. The record is from RefSeq and is a predicted model, not a curated record. Gene Ontology annotation, molecular function: electron transfer activity.
GUUCAAGUCUUUGAAUUAAACCUAUUAAAAUACCACCCCCACUCUACUAUACAAUUUCUAUUAAGAGAGUAAUUUGUUCAACAAAAAUAUGUUAGGAAAACAAGUUUUUGCAAUUUUUCCGGUCAUUAUUAUGGUGUUAUUUAGCAUCCAAAUAACUAUUACAACACAUAGUUACGUCGUUGGAGAUAGUGUUGGUUGGACAUUCGGUGUUAGCAGCUGGGCUAAUGAGAGGAAAUUCGAUGCUGGCGAUUUGCUUUUAUUCAAAUAUCAUAAAGGCGUUCACAAUGUGAUGAUAGUGAACAAAGCGAACUACGAUAAUUGUAAUGCUAUAGGAAAAACACUUAGUUCGGGCAAUGAUAGUGUAACCCUUGGCAAGGUUCCAAACUACUUCAUUUGUGGUAUUGAUGGUCAUUGUAAUGAUGGCCUAAAGAUGGAAGCUAUUGCUCAUUAAAUAAAUAAUAAAGUAUUUGUAGCUUUCUUCCCAUCAGUUAUCUCUUAAUUUCUAUGUUUGAGAGGAGGAAAUGUAAGAAUUAAGUGACAAAUGAAUAAAUGAUUAGAUCAUAUUUUCGACAUAUAACAUGAAGCCAUAUUUUAUAUUAGUAGUGAUAAAUGUAUGUUUUCUCUGGAAUUGUUAGAAUGGCUUUAUUUAGGCAACUCCUAUUUGAAGUUGUUGAAGAAAGAUGUCACUUUGUAGAUGAAAUUUUUCUCUUAUUUGAUUGCC